Molecule: messenger RNA, 973 nt
Organism: Fundulus heteroclitus (mummichog)
Lineage: Eukaryota; Metazoa; Chordata; Actinopteri; Cyprinodontiformes; Fundulidae
Gene: rbp5
Product: retinol binding protein 1a, cellular
Exons: 4
Coding region: 370-786 (138 amino acids)
Biological process (GO): fatty acid transport
Cellular component (GO): cytosol; nucleus
Molecular function (GO): fatty acid binding
Source: RefSeq, a predicted model, not a curated record
GGGAAUCUGAGCCUCCGCCUGCAUGCAGCCCUGCAGAUAACUCCCUGCCCAAACUCUCUGCUGUUUGCUGCGGACUGCUGCUCGCUUCAGGUGUAGGAGAGUUUAGAGCUGCUGCAACCCCAUCACCUCCGGGUCUUCCGAGCGCGUAAACUGCGUCUUUCAAUCCAGCUCAACAGGAGGGAAAAGUUUUACUUUUACGCAUAAAAGCCGUCCAAACAAGGCGUUCCUCUGCGGGGCAAAAAAAAAGAAAGAAAAAAAAAAAAAGGAUUACGCAAGAGAAAGUGAUAUCUACCAGAGAGGCUCGAUUGGAGGAAUAAGCGGGAACAAAGAAAAACACAGAUUGAAGUUUGAGAAGGAGCGAGAGAAAACAUGUCUAAACCUAAUUACUCCGGGACUUAUCAUAUGGUGGAGCAGGAGAAUAUGGACGCAUAUCUGGCAGCUUUAGACAUCAAUAUCGCCCUGAGGAAGAUCGUGUUGCUGCUGAGGCCCACUAAGGAGAUCACCCACGACCUGGCCACGGGGGCCAUGAAGAUCCGCACCCUCACCACGUUCAAGAACUUCAUCAUGAACUUCACCAUUGGCAAAGAGUUCACCGAGGACCUGGGACCCGUGGACGGCCGUACCUGUCAGACUACAGUGAGCUGGGAAGGAGACAAACUUGUUUGUGUGCAGAGAGGGGAGAAAGAGGGCCGAGGCUGGACCCACUGGCUGGAAGGCAACAAGCUCCAUUUGGAAAUGAGAGUUCAAGGCAUCGUUGCCAAGCAAGUCUUCAAGAAGGCCGAAUGAAGUCGCUGCAGCGUACGGCCUCCGGUUUUAAAGUAGUCAGGCUGAACCAUGUUUAUAGCAUUUUUAUUAAAAUCAUACGCUGUUCAGAGAUCAUAAUAACACUAUAAAACACUGUUGAAUAUAUGUUCAGUGUGAUGGUAAUUAUUUAGAGAAGCAGAGCAAAAAAAAACAAACAAAGAACAAAAAA